AGUUUUUCAAGUCACCACUAGUAUGUAUACUUUAUAAUAUAAAUUAAAGCUAUUUGAUAUUACUAAAUAUUUCUCUCUUUUUUUUUUCUUUUUUUUUUUUGAAUCCAGAGAUUUGAGUGGUAGAGAAAGACUCAAGUAUGUGAUAGUGGAAAUAAAAGUCAUGGCCUAGCAGCAAGAUUUAGUGUAUAUUAAUUUGAAUAUUUGCUUUAACAUCUUUUACACACAGAACUCUUCCCAGCUAGGUAAUUAAGGAAAACAAAUAACAAAAAGAUGAAUUAACAUGAAAGAAAUAUUAAGGUGGAUUAGGAUUCCGCCAGCUAGUAUAAAUCCUGCUGCAUGCUAGCGUAAGGAAUAAUGCAUGUGUAGUUUAAUUUGCCGCAAACAAGAGAGAGAGAGGGAGAGGGAGAGGAUGCAGGUGAUAGGUUGGGGAGAUGUAUACAAAGUAGUGGAGGCGAUGGCGCCGCUGUACGCGGCGCUGUUACUGGGUUACGGCUCCGUGAGAUGGGGGCGGAUGUUCAAGGCCGAAGAAUGCGACACCAUAAACCGUUUCAACUGCUACUUCAUCAUCCCUUUCUUCACCUUCCACUUCACGGCCAGCGUGAAUCCCUACAGCUUCAACUUACGUUUCCUGGCAGCGGACGUGGUGGCAAAAGCAGUUGCUGCUGCAGCAUUAGCUGUGUGGGCUAACUAUCUGCAUGGGAGCUUUUCAUGGGCGAUCACCUCUUUCUCCCUCUCCAGCUUCAACAACACCUUGGUGGUUGGGGUGCCCUUGUUGAAGGCCAUGUACGGCGACGUUGGAGAGCAUCUCGUCGUGCAGUCCUCCGUCAUGCAGUCUCUCCUCUGGUUCCCCAUUCUCUUAUCCUUGCUCGAAUUCCGCCGUAGUUCCCAACUACUUUCUUCUGAUAAUAAUAUUCAUCAUCACAAGCAUCAGCAUACCUCUGCUACUGCUGCUAAUGGAGAUGAGCAUAUUCAUAUGUCUAUGCCUGUGUCAUCACCCUCGUCUAAUUAUUGUUCAACCAUCAAGAUAGUCGGAAUGAAGCUCGGAAAGAAUCCAAAUUGCUAUGCUUGUGUGCUUGGGCUCGUUUGGGCUCUCUUAGCAAACAGGUGGGAUCUCGAAAUGCCGAGCAUAGUGGAAGGAUCGAUUCUGAUAAUGGCCAAGGCAGGAAGUGGGGUAGCCAUGUUCACCAUGGGACUAUUCAUGGCGGUGCAAGAGAAGAUAAUAGCUUGUGGUGUACGGCUAAGCAUAUACAGUAUGGGUAUGAGAUUUGUAUGCGGACCUCUUACUACGGCUGUUGCCGCUCUAGCUCUGGGCCUGCGCUCCAAAAUCCUCUCUAUUGUUAUCAUCCAGGCGGCUCUGCCACAGUCAAUAACCUCCUUCGUGUUUGCUCAGGAGUAUAGCCUGCACGCUAACGUGCUCAGCACCGCGGUCAUUUUUGGCACAAUCGCAUCUCUUCCUCUCUUGAUUGCUUACUACAUCAUUCUAGAAAUUGUUGUCCAUUAACUAUAUAUCUUGUGGGAGUAGAGAGCAAUGACAACACAACAUCACUGCCUAUUUCUAAAUAAAUAUGCAUCUCUCUCUCUCUCUAUAAUGUCUAUUAAUUGUAUUGUAUUGUAGUUCUUACAUGUCAUAUGAUUAGCUUUGAAAUCAACAGCAGGAGCAAACCUGCAUAAUUCUAUGGCUAAAA
This is a messenger RNA of Salvia miltiorrhiza (redroot sage), 1685 nucleotides long. Its product is annotated as auxin efflux carrier component 5-like. Gene Ontology annotation, molecular function: auxin efflux transmembrane transporter activity. The transcript has 5 exons. Gene Ontology annotation, cellular component: endoplasmic reticulum; plasma membrane. Gene Ontology annotation, biological process: auxin polar transport; auxin export across the plasma membrane. Bases 359 to 1501 code for a protein of 380 amino acids. Lineage: Eukaryota; Viridiplantae; Streptophyta; Magnoliopsida; Lamiales; Lamiaceae. The record is from RefSeq and is a predicted model, not a curated record.